Molecule: messenger RNA, 300 nt
Organism: Penicillium alfredii
Lineage: Eukaryota; Fungi; Ascomycota; Eurotiomycetes; Eurotiales; Aspergillaceae
Exons: 2
Coding region: 1-300 (99 amino acids)
Source: RefSeq, a predicted model, not a curated record
AUGCCUAACGUGAAGUCUCCCAUUGCCGACAAGGGUAUCAACUAUACGAGCUGCUACUGCACGUCCUACCCCGACCAGAAUGCAUUGAACUUGAUUCGUGACAACACCAUGGCUAUGCUCGACGAAGCAAUAAAGAGCAAAAGGCCGUUCUUUACAGCAGUCGCACCUGCGAUUCCCCAUCUCGGCCUCAAUGCCACCGACCAUGGUACCCACUGGCCCGUUCCACUUCCCAAAUGGGAACACAAAUUCAAUGAUAAGAAGGUUCCAAGAACCAAGAACUUCAACCCCAAUAAGGUAUAA